This is a messenger RNA of Daucus carota subsp. sativus, 1725 nucleotides long. RefSeq lists its product as uncharacterized. The record is from RefSeq and is a predicted model, not a curated record. The coding region runs from base 1 to 1725 and encodes 574 amino acids. Lineage: Eukaryota; Viridiplantae; Streptophyta; Magnoliopsida; Apiales; Apiaceae. The transcript is spliced from 5 exons.
AUGUCUGAAAAAUCUCAGAACUCAAACAGUAGAUAUGAGUCAAUUAGGGUUCCGAUCCUUAAGGCAUCUGAGUAUCCUGUCUGGAAGGUGAAGAUGGUCAUGUUUCUGGAAGCCACGGAUCCAGAAUACUUGGAUAUGAUUUAUGAUGGUCCACACAUGCCAACCAAGCUCUCUGUUGCAGUUGGAGAUGAACCUCAGAAGAUGAUUCCCAAAGAAAAGAAGGAUUAUACUCCUGAAGAUAUCUCAUCAAUUAGCAAGGAUGCAAAAGUGAAGCACUUACUGCAUAGUGCUCUUGAUAAUGUUAUGUCCAACAGGGUGAUUGGAUGCAAAAUUGCAAAAGAAAUAUGGGAUGCUUUGGAAAUCAGAUAUCUGUAUGACAGAUUUGUUAAGUUGCUGAAUGACUUAUCCUUGGUGGAUAAAGAGUGUGAUUUGGAAGACUCAAAUCUCAAAUUCCUACUAGCUCUUCCUGAAAAAUGGGAUUUAAAGAGAAACAAAAGAUAUGGAGGGAAACCCAAGCAUGUAGCUCUAAAAGUUCAAGAAGAAACUGCUGUGAAAAACAAAGGAAAAGCUCAUGUCACAAAACCUGACACUGAGUCAUCAAACUCUGAUGAUAACUCAAACUCUGAUAUUCCCUCAGACUCUGAGGACAAUGACACUGAGAUGAUGCAUCUGGCAGCUUUGAUGGUCAAAAGCUUCAAGAAGAUAGCUUACAAGAACUUCAACAAGGGAAAGAAGUUUACAAGGAAGGACGGAAACUCUGACAGAAAAGGUUUCAAGAAGAAUGAGGGUAAGGAAGAAAAAUCUGGAAAAUCUGUUAAGUCUAAGUUUACCUGCUUCAACUGUGGUGAAAAGGGUCACUUUGAAACUAAGUGGAAGAAAGCCAAGAAUGAAAAAGGACAAGCUUUCAUCACCAAGAAAGGAAACUGGGCAGAUUCAUCAGACACAGAAGAAGAAGUCAACUAUGCCUUAAUGGCAAACACUGAUAACAGCUCUGAGACUGUUGAAACAAAGUUACCUCACUCCACUCUUGCCUUUAAUACUGAAGAUAUAACUGAGUUAAGAUUAUUUCUUAAAAGCUUGCAUAUCAGUUUUAGAGAUCAGACUUUAGAAAAUGAAAGAUUAAAAUUUGAAGUCUUAGAUGUAAAGAAAAGGAAUGAUUAUCUUGACAAAGAAUUAGUCCAGAUGUUAGAAGUUCAGAAAGAAAGAGAUGAUGUUGUUUUUGUCAAAAAUGAAUUAUUAAAGAAACAUGCAUCUUUUGAGUCAGAACUUGCUAAGGAGAGAGAUAUAAUAAAAACAUGGACAAAUUCAGGAAAAACUGCUCAGAAUAUCUUAGGUAGUGGAAAUUGGAAGAAAGGAUUAGGUUAUACUGAUAAAUAUGAAGCUGAGCCAACCAAACCAGAGAAGAAUAAGGACAUAAAUACUAUGUCUCCCAAAUCAGAAGUUAAGACUAGAAAUGACAACAUGAAAAAUAUUCUAAAUCUGGACAGUGGAUGCUCAAGACAUAUGACUGGAAAUAAGGCCCUGCUAUCAGAAUUUAUGGAGAAGGCUAGCCCAAAUGUUUCUUAUGGAGAUGGCAACAUAGGGAAAACUUUGGGAUAUGGGAAUAUCAAUUUUGGAAAUAUCAUCAUUGAAUCUGUAGUCAAAUCUAUGACAAAAGAUUUCAUGUCAAUUUCUUUGAAGAACACUGUGAAGUUGUUAGAAAAAGCAAUGGAAAAGUUGUUCUAA